UGCAAUAUCGUCACUCGUGACUCGUGCGUGUGCGUGAGCGCUACGUACAGGGAAGGUGCAUCAUGGCCCCGGUGGGCCAUGGCAGUGAUGCUCAGCUGCAGAUCCGCCAAUGAAGGCCCACGACAGUUCGAAGUCCCCUAGACGAUCAUGGCUUCCGCGCAUCUUUCGCCGCAGCUUCUCUAGGUCCUUCCCUGUCUCCCCUGGGAGGAGCAGGAUGCCCGCCGCCGGUGCUCGAUGGAGGAACUUUUUCCGGGGGGUGUGGCUCGUGACCACCGCGCUUGUAAUCAUAGCUGUGCCAUGGAUGUCCCUGGCAAUGAAGAAGCAGGACUAUACGAUCCAUGCCAUUGCCUGGUUCACAGCUGGAGUGUUUGUUCUGCUGGCUCUGCCCAUCUCCGCUUACGAGAUUGCUCAACACCUCGACAGCUACACCAAACCCCUCGAGCAGAAGAAGAUCAUCCGGAUACUAAUGAUGGUCCCCAUUUACGCAGUUGAUAGUUGGCUCGCCCUUCGGUUCAAGAACGUGGCAAUCUACAUCAACACUUUAAGAGAAUGUUAUGAGGCGUAUGUAAUCUACAGUUUCUUUGAGUACUUAUUAGCAUAUGUCGGGGGGGAGACGCGGCUUGGGGAGGAGAUUGAGUUGAAGCCGCAGGUCGAACAUGUGUUUCCGUUUUCGUUGGCGCUGAAACCGUGGCGGAUGGGGCAGACGUUCGUAAAGAACUGCAAAGUGGGGGUCCACAAUUAUGUGGUUGUACAGCCAAUACUGACCAUGACCGCACUCUUCUGCGAGUGGGGGGGCUACUAUGGGGAAGGCUCCUUCAACCCGCAGAAGGCCUACGUGUAUUUAACCUUUGUCUACAACGUUUCUCAAAUCUGGGCCCUUUAUUGCCUGGUCAUGUUCUACCGGGCAGCACACGAAGAGCUGCAGCCUAUGAAGCCCUUCGCCAAGUUCGCCUGCGUCAAAGCCGUCGUCUUCUUCAGCUUCUGGCAAAGUGUUGCUAUAGCAAUCCUGGUCAAGUUCAACGUCAUCCGGUCACAAGAAACCCUCUCCAAUUACGAUGUUGACGACGUUGCAACGGGGAUCCAGGACUUUCUGAUCUGCAUCGAAAUGUUUUUCGCGGCCAUCGCGCACGGCGUCGCAUUUUCGGCGUCAGAGUACGCGGAUCCGACGAUGCCGAAAAAGCCGUUUUUUCACAGCCUUUUAGACAUGUGCGAUAUAACGGACAUAACUAGUGACACUUGGGGUCGAGUUGCGUCUGCGAAAGACCAUGUCAUAGACGGGGUAGUGUCAAUUGUUCCAAGGAAAGCGCCGGGAAGCCCGCGGAAGAUACGGAUUGAGAUGCCGGACUUCUUGGAUGACAACGUAGAACACUCGCUUCUAUUAACAACUGACGAAAUACGAACAGACAGGCAAUGAAAUAUAAGCCGACUUUAUAGAUAUCGAAAAUUCUUACAAAGCUAGGGGUGAAUACUCGUGAGCCGCAAUUGUUUGUCGCGCUUGCAAGCCCUGACUAUAAUUGUCUUGGCACUUCUGCACGACGCACAUGGGAGAGUUGAUCUCAAGUGUAGACCUAUCCGCUCCCAUUCCACUAGAACGACCUGGUGGGCAGAUUGUGGAUUGUGCAUUUGGGGUUUCUUUCACCGUGAGGCGGGCCCGGGGUCAAUCGUGUAUGCAUCAGCUAGAUGAAGCA
Molecule: messenger RNA, 1688 nt
Organism: Klebsormidium nitens
Lineage: Eukaryota; Viridiplantae; Streptophyta; Klebsormidiophyceae; Klebsormidiales; Klebsormidiaceae
Source: the annotation of a GenBank genome assembly